AUGACUGCAGCUGACCUACGAUUCUACACAGGGGUAUCGCCAGAGAUAUUUAACAAGCUCGCACUGUGCAUUCAGAGGACACCUUUGCGGCCUUCACAACUUCACACAGAAGACCAGCUGCUUCUAACACUGAUGCGCUUGAGGCUUGGCCUUCUUUACAGGGACCUAGCAUCGAGAUUUUGUAUUGCACCAUCCUCUGUGUGCAAUAUAUUCAAGAAUGUCCUCAAAUCACUUAAAGAGAUCAUGAAAUACGUCGUAAUCUGGCUCCCGAGAUCCCGUAUUCAGAGCACUAUGCCAAGUGUAUUCAUAGAAAAUGGUUUUCAAACCACUACAUGCAUAUUCGAUUGUACAGAGGUUGCACUUGAAAGGCCAACCAAACAAAAGCCACGAGCCCAAACCUACAGUUCAUACAAAGCUCAUAAUACUGUAAAGUUUCUUGUGGCAAUUGCGCCAAAUGGCCUUAUUAUGUACAUUUCUCGUGCAUUUGGUGGUCGUGCUUCGGAUAAAUUUAUUGUCAGACAGAGUGGCGUCCAGGAAUACCUUGUUCCUGGGGAUGUGAUAAUGGCCGACAGGGGCUUCACUCUGGACCCCUACUUGGAAGCACAGGGAAUCAAAUUGAACAUGCCAGCAUUCACCAAAG
Dermacentor andersoni is the source of this 640-nucleotide messenger RNA. The record is from RefSeq and is a predicted model, not a curated record. Lineage: Eukaryota; Metazoa; Arthropoda; Arachnida; Ixodida; Ixodidae.